Molecule: messenger RNA, 779 nt
Organism: Anastrepha ludens (Mexican fruit fly)
Lineage: Eukaryota; Metazoa; Arthropoda; Insecta; Diptera; Tephritidae
Product: lipopolysaccharide-induced tumor necrosis factor-alpha factor homolog
Exons: 2
Coding region: 142-561 (139 amino acids)
Molecular function (GO): zinc ion binding
Source: RefSeq, a predicted model, not a curated record
AACAUCAGUAUUUAAUGCGAGUUCUAAUACUGCGCAUGCCAGUGUUGCUACAACUUUCGAAAUUGAAACAUUUCGUUUAAUUUCUGUUUUUCAUUGUGUGAAAUAUUCCGAUUAGUUGCGAAAUUGUGAGAAAUUAGCAAUAUGGCUUUCGGUAAGCAAAGCGAAGCACAAAUGCGCAAUGAUCUACAAUCUGCGUUAAAUGAUGCAACAGCACCACCGCCAGACUAUAUUUCAACCGAAAAUGUGACCACUAUGCAGCCUGGAUCCAGAGGAGCACCGAUCUAUGGUGAUAUGCCAUCAUCGAUACCGACUUUCACGCCCAUCUAUACGAAUCAAAAUCCACCGGUUGGUCCAAAAUCAGUGCGCUUGCGGUGCCCACAAUGUAAAUGUAUGGUGGACUCGCAAGUUAGACAUCGUUCAACGGUCAAGACGCAUUUGGCCUGUUUGCUGCUCUCGUGGACGUGCUGUUGUUGUUGUCUGCCAUACUGUAUGGAUACUUGCCGCAAUGCCAAUCAUUUUUGCCCGAUGUGCAGUACUUUUAUUGGGACCUAUGAAUCCUAAAGCAAGAAGUUCAAAAGAAACUAUGCAGUUAAUGCAGAAAUGACAGAUAAGAGACGAGUGGUUUAAGUUCCGUUCAUUUCCUUCGAUUUCACCUACAUACAAAAGUGUCCAGGAAAUUUCAAUAUUCUUAUAUAUAUAUUUACAUAUUGACAAAAGAUAUUAUUGUAAAAUAAAAUAAAGUGCAUUAACGUGGACUGCGUUCACGCACGGCAACUCCA